UCAUUUGAUCAAUUCAGGCAAUUAGUUAUAACAAUGAGCCAUCACGAUCAUCAUAUGAACCAUAAUGUCCACAAUAUGGCUGACCAAACAACGCCAACACCGAAUCAUCAGAUGAAUGUCUAUGUUGGUGAUGAUGGUGGCCACGGGACCGGACAUGAGGGCCAUAAUAUGAUGGACCAUAUGAUGAAAAUGUAUUUUCACACGAAUAUCGGUGACGAUUAUGUACUCUUCAAACAGUGGAAACCUACUACUGCUGGAGAUAUGGUUUGGACGUGUAUUGUGAUAUUUCUAUUAGGAGUGACCUAUGAGGGCCUUAAGUAUUAUCGCGAAUAUCUAUUGAAGGCCUGGCGGGUCACCACAUAUUACGUGUCUGACACACCUAACGGUGUUCGUACAAAUGGCAGUCCAAGAAUAUCUAACCCUAGAGAAGACACCAAAGCUGAUAUUUACCGAAAAAUGAUGUCUUGUUCACACUUGUUUCAGACAGGCCUACAUAUGAUCCAGUUUUUCUUAUCAUAUAUACUAAUGCUAGUCUUUAUGACAUACAAUGUUUAUCUAUGUAUAGCUGUCCUAUUAGGUGCUGGUGUCGGCUAUUUUCUGUUCGGUUGGUAUAAGUCUACAGCUGUCGACAUCACUGAACACUGUCACUGA
Oppia nitens is the source of this 651-nucleotide messenger RNA. RefSeq names its product high affinity copper uptake protein 1-like. Gene Ontology annotation, molecular function: copper ion transmembrane transporter activity. The transcript is spliced from 3 exons. Bases 34 to 651 code for a protein of 205 amino acids. NCBI's taxonomy places the organism in Eukaryota, Metazoa, Arthropoda, Arachnida, Sarcoptiformes, Oppiidae. Gene Ontology annotation, cellular component: membrane. The record is from RefSeq and is a predicted model, not a curated record. Gene Ontology annotation, biological process: copper ion transmembrane transport.